AUGCAACCUUAGAUCAUGAGCGACUUUCUGAAAGGCUGGCUAUAUGGUUUAGCUGAAUUGCAAAUCGAGGGUGAUGGAAAUUGCCAGUUCCGAGCACUAGCGGAUCAGCUGUUCCGCAAUCCAGACUGCCACAAACAUGUUAGAAGGCAGAUUGUCAAGCAACUAAAGCAUUCCAAAAAGUUGUAUGAAGGCUAUGUUCCAAUGAAGUACAAAAGCUACCUGAAGAAGAUGAAAAAAUCUGGGGAAUGGGGAGAUCAUAUCACUCUGCAAGCAGCUGCUGACCGAUUUGGAGCCAAAAUUUGUCUAGUCACCUCUUUUCGUGACACUUGCUACAUCGAGAUCAUGCCUAAACAAGCAAGUCCUAGUAGAGAAGUUUGGCUGAGCUUCUGGAGUGAAGUGCAUUACAAUUCAUUGUAUGCAAGUGGAGAUGUUCCCACCAGAGCACCGAGAAGAAAGCAUUGGCUUUUUUAGGAUUUAUAUAAUAUAAUGACAAACUUCCUUGUUUAUAUUUGUUACAUGUGUAUUUUCCUUACCUCCAUGUUAUCUUCAAAGCUAGGGUUUGCUGUUGUAAAACUUC
This is a messenger RNA of Hibiscus syriacus, 577 nucleotides long. Its product is annotated as OVARIAN TUMOR DOMAIN-containing deubiquitinating enzyme 11-like. Gene Ontology annotation, biological process: protein deubiquitination. Bases 16 to 471 code for a protein of 151 amino acids. Lineage: Eukaryota; Viridiplantae; Streptophyta; Magnoliopsida; Malvales; Malvaceae. The record is from RefSeq and is a predicted model, not a curated record. Gene Ontology annotation, molecular function: cysteine-type deubiquitinase activity. The transcript is spliced from 8 exons.